GUCAUGGUGCAGAAGUACCAGUCACCGGUGCGGGUGUACAAACAGCCCUUUGAGUUAAUUAUGGCCGCUUACGAGAGGAGGUUUCCCACCUGUCCUUUGAUCCCAAUGUUCGUGGACAGCGACACUGUGAGUGAAUUCAAGAGUGAAGACGGAGCCAUCCACGUGAUUGAGCGGCGCUGCAAACUGGACAUAGAUGCGCCCCGGCUCUUGAAGAAGAUUGCAGGAGUCGAUUAUGUUUAUUUUAUCCAGAAAAACUCGCUGAACUCUCGGGAACGUACUUUGCACAUCGAGGCCUACAAUGAGACGUUCUCUAACCGGGUCAUCAUUAAUGAGCACUGCUGCUACACGGUUCACCCUGAAAAUGAAGACUGGACCUGUUUUGAACAGUCUGCAAGCUUAGAUAUUAAAUCUUUCUUUGGUUUUGAAAGUACAGUAGAAAAAAUUGCAAUGAAACAGUAUACCAGCAAUAUUAAAAAAGGAAAGGAGAUCAUCGAAUACUACCUCCGUCAGCUCGAGGAGGAAGGCAUCACCUCUGUGCCUCGCUGGACCCCGCCCUCCCUGGAGCCCUCCUUUGAGACCUUGUCCUCCUGCAAGAAACAGGCAUCGUCCCUGACCGUUGUCACUGCUGACACCACCGUGGCAGAAGGGCUGGGCAGUGAGGCCCUCAGCAAUGCCACUGGGGCUCCUGAGCUGGUGGUGGGAACCCCUGAAGACAAAUUAGACGCAGACUACAUCAAGCGGUAUCUGGGUGACCUGACGCCCCUUCAGGAGAGCUGCCUCAUCCGGCUUCGCCAGUGGCUCCAGGAGACCCACAAGGGCAAGAUCCCAAAAGAUGAGCACAUCCUGCGGUUCCUGCGUGCCCGGGACUUCAAUAUUGACAAAGCCAGAGAGGUCAUGUGUCAGUCUCUGACCUGGCGGAAGCAGCACCAGGUCGACUACAUCCUGGACACCUGGAACCCCCCGCAGGUGCUUCAGGACUACUACGCCGGGGGCUGGCACCACCACGAUAAAGAUGGGCGGCCCCUCUACGUGCUCCGGCUGGGACAGAUGGACACCAAGGGCUUGGUGCGCGCCCUGGGCGAGGAGGCGCUGCUGAGAUACGUUCUGUCCAUCAACGAGGAAGGGCUGCGACGGUGUGAGGAAAACACAAAGGUCUUCGGCCGGCCUAUCAGCUCGUGGACCUGCCUGGUGGACCUGGAAGGAUUAAACAUGCGCCACCUGUGGAGGCCCGGUGUCAAAGCGCUUUUGCGCAUCAUUGAGGUGGUGGAGGCCAACUACCCCGAGACGCUGGGCCGCCUGCUCAUCCUGCGGGCCCCCCGUGUCUUCCCCGUCCUCUGGACCCUGGUCAGCCCGUUCAUCGAUGACAACACCAGAAGGAAGUUCCUAAUUUACGCAGGCAAUGACUACCAGGGUCCCGGCGGCCUGCUGGACUACAUUGACAAGGAGAUCAUUCCAGACUUCCUGAGCGGAGAGUGCAUGUGUGAAGUGCCGGAGGGUGGUCUGGUCCCCAAGUCUCUGUACCGGACGGCGGAGGAGCUGGAGAACGAGGACUUGAAGCUUUGGACCGAAACCAUCUACCAGUCUGCCAGUGUCUUCAAAGGAGCCCCACACGAGAUCCUCAUCCAGAUAGUGGAGGCGGCCUCUGUCAUCACCUGGGACUUCGAUGUGUGCAAAGGGGACAUUGUCUUCAACAUCUACCACUCCAAGAGGUCACCGCAGCCCCCCAAGAAGGAAUCACUGGGAGCGCACAGCAUCACUUCUCCUGGGGGCAACAACGUGCAGCUCAUAGAUAAGGCCUGGCAGCUGGGCCGUGACUACAGCAUGGUGGAGUCGCCGCUCAUCUGUAAGGAGGGGGAGAGCGUGCAGGGCUCUCACGUGACGCGGUGGCCAGGUUUCUACAUCCUGCAGUGGCGUUUCCACAGCAUGCCUGCGUGUGCCGCCACCAACCUGCCCCGGGUGGACGACGUGCUGGCCUCCCUGCAGGUGUCCUCACACAAAUGCAAGGUCAUGUACUACACAGAGGUCAUUGGCUCCGAGGACUUCAGGGGCUCCAUGACCAGCCUGGAGUCCAGCCACAGUGGGUUCUCCCAGCUGAGUGCCGCCACCACCAGCUCCAGCCAGUCGCAGUCCAGCUCCAUGAUCUCCAGGUAG
Molecule: messenger RNA, 2151 nt
Organism: Elephantulus edwardii (Cape elephant shrew)
Lineage: Eukaryota; Metazoa; Chordata; Mammalia; Macroscelidea; Macroscelididae
Gene: SEC14L1
Product: SEC14-like 1 (S. cerevisiae)
Exons: 15
Coding region: 4-2151 (715 amino acids)
Biological process (GO): negative regulation of RIG-I signaling pathway
Cellular component (GO): cytoplasm; cytosol
Molecular function (GO): RIG-I binding
Source: RefSeq, a predicted model, not a curated record